Vicia villosa (hairy vetch) is the source of this 1376-nucleotide messenger RNA. Its product is annotated as serine/threonine-protein kinase SAPK7-like. The record is from RefSeq and is a predicted model, not a curated record. Gene Ontology annotation, molecular function: ATP binding; protein serine/threonine kinase activity. The transcript has 9 exons. Bases 237 to 1190 code for a protein of 317 amino acids. Gene Ontology annotation, biological process: intracellular signal transduction; protein phosphorylation. NCBI's taxonomy places the organism in Eukaryota, Viridiplantae, Streptophyta, Magnoliopsida, Fabales, Fabaceae.
CACUCAUAACUUGACAAAGACAAACACAACCUCAACAAAUCCCCAAUGAAUGCCUGAAAAGUCAUUUCCAUCAAAUACCUUAUUUUGAAGACAAAAUAUCUUAACUUCAAAACAUACAAUAAAUGCAAUUAGUACUAUUACUUACUAUUUCACAGUUUGGUUAUCUGUGUUGAAUUAAUCAGUCUAUACCAACUGAAGUUAUUGUGAAGUUUUGAAGAACAAAAAGAAGAAAAGGUAUGGAAAAGUAUGAAGAAGUGAAGGAUAUUGGAUGUGGAAAUUAUGCAGCUGUGAAGCUUAUUAGGAACAAAGAAACAAAAGCUCUUUUUGCAGUCAAAUACAUCUCACGAGGCCACAAGGUUGAUGAAAGGGUGGCAAGGGAAAUUAUAAAUCAUAGAAGUCUUUGUCAUCCAAAUAUUAUUCAGUUCAAGGAGGUGUUCUUGACUCCAAGAGAUAUUGCAAUAGUUAUGGAGUAUGCAACUAAUGGAGAUCUAUUUGAUUAUGUUUCCAGUCAUGGGAAAUUAAAUGAAGACGAGGCUCGCCAUUUCUUCCAACAACUCAUUUCAGGGGCUAGUCAUUGUCAUGACAUGGAAAUAUGUCACAGAGACUUGAAGUUGGAGAACACUUUAUUAAAUGGAAAGCUUAUUAAAAUUUGUGAUUUUGGCUAUUCUAAGUCAUAUCUACUUCAUUCAAGACCCAAAUCCAUGAUUGGAACUCCAUCCUAUAUUGCACCAGAGAUUUUUUCUCGUAAAGAAUAUGAUGGAAAGUUAGCAGAUGUAUGGUCAUGUGGAGUGAUACUUUACAUAAUGUUAGUGGGAGAAUUUCCAUUUGGGGACCAAAAAGAUCUCCACAAUCUCAAGAAAAUAAUGAAUCAAAUUAUACUUGCUCAAUACAAGAUUCCAGACACCAUUCACAUGUCUCAAGAUUGUAGAAAUUUAUUAUCUCGCAUUUUUGUUGCAAAUCCAAUGAAAAGAAUCAGCAUGAGGGAAAUUAAGUCUCACCCAUGGUUUUUAGAGAAGUUGCCAGAGGAAUCCACAAAAGAGGGUGAAGAUGUCGACUACAUAAAAGAAAAUUCAAUCACUUGUCUUCAAAGUGUAGAGGAGAUAAUGAGAAUUGUUGAUGAGGCUAAAACUAUAGCUUCAACUUCAAGUUUGGAUCAAUUGGGGGAUUUACUUGAGGCUUUCAAGAUGUAACUAGAGAAGAAGGGGUAGAUGGAUGAAAUUAGAUUAUAUUAUUAGAAAUAUAAUUUUUGGUGAUUGAGGAUUUAAUAAAAAAUUUGUACACGAUCUUCUAACUUUAGUUUGACGGUGGAGGUGUACCUGCAAAAACUCUGACGUUCAAGUUAAAGACAAUCGUAAGUGUGAGGUGUCAUGUUAAAA